Molecule: messenger RNA, 2531 nt
Organism: Brassica napus (rape)
Lineage: Eukaryota; Viridiplantae; Streptophyta; Magnoliopsida; Brassicales; Brassicaceae
Product: polyamine-modulated factor 1-binding protein 1
Exons: 19
Coding region: 197-2191 (664 amino acids)
Source: RefSeq, a predicted model, not a curated record
UAAAACUUAAAAACAAAACAAAACAAAGAGGAUCCAUCGAAUCACCCGGGAAAAUAUUGAAGAGCUCCUGCGUCUGACUUGUUCCCCUCUCUCCCCCAUCGCACUCCGUUUCAUUCUUCUCCAAUCCUCUCUUAAUAAUAUUCACACAAACCACCGAUUCGAUCGAGAUCUGCGAUUUCGCGAAGGAGAAUCCGCAAUGUCGUGGCUGAGAUCGGCGGUGCACAAAGCCGUCGAAGUCGGCGGGACCGGGAAGAACAACCUCACCCGCACCGUUCGCAACUACGCCGAUUCCGUCGUCCUCACCGCCGGCAACGCCGUUUCCGAGGGCGCCAAACUCAUCCACGAUCGCAUCGGAUCGAGGAACGUGAAGAGCUUUAGCCUCGAGGUGAAGCGACUAGAGGAGGUCUCGGUUUCUUCACGAGGCGGCGAGAGAGUGCAGCUGCUGAGGAGGUGGCUCGUCUCUCUUAGAGAGGUCGAGAGAAUGUCUCUCGAUCAGAUUCAACCUAGCUCCGAAGAAGCCAAGGAUUUCACCGCCGUUUAUUACGUUGAUCCUGGUCUUCCCGGUGAGACGAUGACGUUCAGAGAUGUGUUUCUUCACAGUGAGGCACUUGAAGGGAUGGUAUUGUCUAUGAUUCUGGAAGCACCAAAUGAGGAAGAAGUUCAGAUGCUUCUGGAACUGUUUGGGCUCUCUUUGUCAGGAGAGAAGGAAGUCCACGAAGAAGUGAUUCAGAAUGUGAAGGACUUGGCAGCGGUGUUUUCGAAAUACAAGGAUGAAGUUCUGGCAAAGCGCGAGGAACUUUUGUAUUAUGUCCAAGAUGCAAUUGGAGGGCUUAAAAUCAGUGCUGAUCUUGCAAGAAUAGACACUGAAGCCCAAGCUCUGAUGGAGAAACUUGAUAAAACGAAGGUCAAGGUUCUUGAGAAGACUUCAAAUGGAGAAAGUUCUAAAACCGCUGGAACCAGUGCUGCAUCAACUGAGGCUCUCCGUGAAAUUCUUGAGCAGGUUCGCACUUUUUCGAAGCUAGAAGCACUGUUGCUGAAGAAAAAAUCAUUAAGAAAUGGUGAUUCCCCUCAACACCACAGUGAGAAGGUUGAUAAACUGAAAGUUCUGUCAGAAUCUUUACUCAAUUCUACCUCAAAAGAAGAAAAACGAAUUGUGGAUCAUAGCAGAAGCCAGAAAGAAGAAGCUCUUAGCUAUCGACUUUCCAAAACUGAUGAAGUCAGCCAGCGGGAGAAGGAUGUUGCUGCAGAAUUAAAAAAACUUGAGAUUAUGAAGGAAGAUCUUGAAGCUGAGCUGAAAAGGGUCAACACCUCAAUAACAUCUGCCCGGGCUCGCCUUCACAAUGCUAGAGAAGAAAGAGAGCAAUUUGAUAAUGCAAGUAAUGAAAUACUUAUGCACCUGAAGUCAAAGGAAGACGAGCUAACUCGCUCGAUAGGUUCAUGCCGAGUAGAGGCAGAUGUUGUAAAUAAGUGGAUCAAGUUUUUGGAAGAUACCUGGAUUAUCCAGUCUAAAUUUGCUCAACAAAAGGAAAUACAAGUGAGUGGGGAGAUGGAGAGAUAUGGUGACCAUUUCAUAGACCUGAUUGUUCAACUCCUCUCUUUCUACAAGGAACAACUGGACCCUUCUAUUCCCAAGGUCAGAAGAGUCGUCGAACUUUUGGAACCCAGUAAAGGGUUAGAAGCAGAAGUAAAGACAGAGGAUAAGGAUGCAAAGCCAAUCGAUUCUAGAAAACAACUUGAGAAGGAGUAUCUGGACCUCGAAGCUAAGUUUGUCACAACAUUAAGUGUGGUUGAUGCGAUGAAAAAGCCAUUCUAUUCACAGACGGAAGGUAUCUCCAGGAAAGACGACAAAAGAGUGAAAGAACUAUUUGAGGCAUUGGACAAAACAAAAGAAGAGUUCGAGUCUAUCGAACGCCCGCUUCUAGAUAUUGAGUCUCCUUCGAGAACCUCUUCUUCUUCUUCUUCACGCUCCCCGUCCCUGAAAAUGAUACCCGAGGUUCCACUUUCUUUCACAGUCCAGAAAGAAUUUGAUGGUGUUGAAACUCCAGACAGUAAAAAAGGGUCUUCAGAGAAGGAAGACCCGGCGAAGAAGCAGCUGGAGUUGGAACUUGACGACGGAGAAGAGUCAUUGGCUGAUGAAAUCAACGACUGGGAAUUCGACGCUCUUGAUGACACUCACAUCAAAAACCAAUAGCUAACUCAAAUUUUGCAAAGAUGAUGGAGGAAGAGGGGGGGAUAUAUCUGUUACUAUUUAACUAACUCAAAGGUUAUGACUUUCCAGAGCUUUGAAAUAUAUAAAGGAAACUGUAAGUUAUUUUCUUGUUUGAUCAAAUGUAGAUAUAUAUUACUAGCUCACAGUAAGUUUUAAAAUGAAACUUUAUUGUAUAAUUUACUCUUACCUCUCCCGGUAUGUUUUUGUUUUUCCUUCGCCGGAGAUGAGAUUUUUUUUUCCUUACUUCUAUAUCUUUUCCUUACAUUAUGUUCCUCAUUUCAUAUUUUUAACAUUGUUGUCGUAAAAUAUUUUUCCUGGACAA